AUGUCAUUCGCCGAUAAAAAACCCGCCGUGCCCACGACCGCUCCUCAUCCUUGGCCUUCGCCAUCCGACUGGCCCGCUUCAAAGGUCCGACAAACUUAUAUCGAUUACUUUGUCAACCAACCUGGAUUCGAACACACUUUCUGGCCAUCAAGUGGUGUGAUUCCCUUCGAUGAUGAUACUCUUCUUUUCGCCAAUGCUGGUAUGAACCAGUACAAACCUCUUUUCUUAGGUACUGCCGACCCCAAAUCAGAUCUCUCGAAGUUGAUCAGAGCGGUGAACAGUCAGAAAUGUAUUCGUGCGGGAGGUAAACAUAACGAUCUUGAUGAUGUUGGUAAAGAUACCUACCAUCACACAUUCUUCGAAAUGUUGGGUAACUGGUCGUUCGGUAACUACUUCAAGAUCGGAGCCUUGACAAUGGCCUGGGAUCUCCUUACCCGAGUGUAUGGAUUGCCAAAAGAUAGAUUAUACGUAACUUACUUUGAAGGAGAUGCUAAGCAAGGAUUAGAGCCGGAUACUGAAGCUCAACAAAUCUGGAGGGAUCUCGGAGUAGCAGAAAGCCACAUCUUGCCUGGUAACGCUAAGGAUAACUUCUGGGAAAUGGGUGCCACUGGACCUUGCGGACCAUGCAGUGAAAUUCAUUUCGACCGAAUCGGUGGCCGAGAGGUACCAGAACUUGUCAAUGCCGAUGAUCCCAACGUUCUUGAAAUCUGGAACAACGUUUUCAUCCAAUAUAACCGAGAACAAUCAGGAGAAUUACGCUCAUUGCCCGCCAAACACGUCGACACCGGUAUGGGUUUCGAACGAUUAGUAUCUGUCUUACAUAACGUUUCUUCGAAUUACGACACCGACGUAUUCACACCUAUCUUCGCUGAAAUCCAGAAAUUGACUGGUGGUAGACCAUAUCAAGGUAAACUCGGUGAAGAAGAUGUAGAUGGUAUCGAUACCGCCUAUAGGGUAAUUGCCGAUCACAUCAGAACGUUGACAAUUGCCAUUUCCGAUGGUGGUGUCCCUGAUAAAGAUGGUAGAGGUUAUGUGUUAAGAAGAAUUCUCAGAAGAGGUGUUAGAUACGCUAGUAAUAAGUUCAACGUCAAGAUUGGAAAUUUCUUCUCCUCUUUGGUACCGGUGGUGGUUGAUUCAUUGUCCGGUAUUUUCCCCGAAGUGACCAAGAAGAUACCUGAAUUGGUUGAAAUCUUGAACGAAGAAGAAGCUUCUUUUGCUCGAACACUCACUCGAGGUGAAGCUUUGUUCAACAAAUACGCCAGUGCCGCCUUGGAAGAGAAGAGGGAUGUAUUGGGUGGAAAAGACAUCUGGAGAUUAUACGAUACUUAUGGUUUCCCUGUUGACCUAACCCAAAUCAUGGCUGAAGAACGAGGUCUGAAGAUUGAUCAAGAAGCUUUCGAGAAGGCCAGAUUAGAAUCGCUCGAAGCGUCCAAGGCGGGAGGUAAAGACAAAGGUGUAGCUGGGACUGUCAAACUGGACGUACAUGAUCUUGGUGCUUUGGAGGCUAAUGAUCAAGUCCCAAAGACUGAUGAUUCGUUCAAAUACCAACUGGACGACAUCAAAGCUACCGUCAAAUCCAUCUACCAUUCCUCCAAAUUCUACUCUUCCACCUCUGAACUUCCACUCAACGCUCCUUUCGGUGUUUUACUUGACAAGACCAACUUCUACGCUGAAUCCGGUGGUCAAGAAUACGAUACUGGUGUGCUUGCCAUAGAUGGAGAGGCUGAAUUCAAAGUAGAAGAUGUUCAAGUAUACAAUGGUUAUGUGCUGCAUAUUGGUCAGAUGGAGGAAGGUGAAAUCAAAGUCGGAGAUGAAGUCAUCUGUACUUACGAUGAGCUCCGACGAUGGCCUAUCCGAAACAACCACACAGGAACGCACAUCCUGAACUUUGGCCUUCGAGAAGUACUCGGUGACCAUAUCGACCAAAAGGGAUCUCUCGUCGCUCCUACCAAACUUCGAUUCGAUUUCUCACAUGGUAAAUCCAUAACGACACCCGAGCUUGUCAAAAUUGAAGCCAUCUGUAACGAAUGGAUCAAGAAAGCUGCUCCAGUCUACGCCAAGGAAAUGCCUCUGGCUGAAGCUUACAAGAUCCCGGGACUUAGAGCAGUAUUCGGCGAAGCUUACCCUGAUCCUGUGCGAGUGGUAUCUCUCGGUUACCCCUUGGAAGAGAUUGCUCAGAAUAUCGAAAGUUCCAAAUGGAGGGGAACGAGUAUCGAAUUCUGCGGUGGUACCCAUGUAGCCAAGACAGACGAUAUCAAGGAUUUCGUCAUUGUUGAAGAAUCAUCGAUCGCAAAGGGGAUUAGACGUAUUGUAGCUGUGACAGGACAUGAAGCUCAUGAGGUAUCGAGGAAAGCUGCCGAGUUCGAAAGAAGGCUGAACAGGAUUGCGGAAUUGCAAGGUAAAGAAAAAGAAGUUGCUAUGAAACCAUAUUUAGUCGAACUUGGUCAAAGUGGUAUCUCUUUAAUCAAGAAAGCUUCGUUGAAGUCCACUUUCGAAAAGAUGCAAUCUGAAUUAGUCGCCGCUGCCAAAGCCAAGACUGCUGCUGAUUCCAAAGUCAUCCAAGAUACUAUCAAGACCUUCUUCAAGGAGAACCCUAAUGAUAAUGUAUACGUUGGUGAAUUUGAAGUUGCAGGUGGCAAUGCUAAAACAUUAUCUGCCGCUGUCACCGCUGGUAAAUCCCUUUCCAAAGCCAUCUACGUAUUCUCCACCGACCAAGAGACUGGUAAAGUCGCUCAUACCAAUUACUUACCUAAGGAAGUGUUGGAUAAGAAGGUCAUAGAUGGUAAGACCUGGUUGGGAGAAGUUAGUAAGAUCGUCGGUGGUAAGGGCGGUGGUAAAGACGAAUCUGCUACUGGUGUAGGAAGCGAACCCACCAAAGCCAAGGAGGCUAUGGUGGUCGCUAAGAACUUCUAUCUGUCCAAGGUAGAGGCUUGA
Messenger RNA from Kwoniella botswanensis, 2934 nucleotides. Its product is annotated as alanine-tRNA ligase. Gene Ontology annotation, biological process: alanyl-tRNA aminoacylation. The transcript has 13 exons. Gene Ontology annotation, molecular function: nucleic acid binding; aminoacyl-tRNA deacylase activity; ATP binding. Bases 1 to 2934 code for a protein of 977 amino acids. Lineage: Eukaryota; Fungi; Basidiomycota; Tremellomycetes; Tremellales; Cryptococcaceae. The record is from RefSeq and is a predicted model, not a curated record. Gene Ontology annotation, cellular component: mitochondrion; cytoplasm.